Microthlaspi erraticum is the source of this 1566-nucleotide messenger RNA. The record is from the annotation of a GenBank genome assembly. NCBI's taxonomy places the organism in Eukaryota, Viridiplantae, Streptophyta, Magnoliopsida, Brassicales, Brassicaceae.
AUGAAAUCUUACAGCUUUAGGAUGAAAAGAGGAGCCCUUCGACGGAGGGCUAGGGAUGUCUCUCUUGUGCUUGUUGUGCUUCUCUGUGCAACCGUAGUCAUUUGGACAUGGGAUAGAGCUCCAACCUCCGCCUUUCUUCCGCCUGAGAGUCACUAUCUAAAGCUGCAAACAGAAGAAAAAGUUGAGAGAAUACCUACUGACACUAAAGACAUCUACUCAUCAGCUACUCCAUUUGUAAACAAAGAUACAAAAGAAGAAGAGAUACAAGGGGAAGAAGUUACUCUAAGUGAGACGAAUCAAGGGAAGACACCAACUAUUGAAGAAAUAAAACAAGAACAUGAAGAUAUUGCAACUGAGCCAAUAUAUAGGAAAACACCAGCUAUUGAAGAUAAUAAAUUAGAACAGGUGAAACAUGAGGUUCCUGUUGGUGAGGCAAAAGCUACGAAGAAGACACAUAUUAAAAAGACUAAUUUAGAUCCAGAGAGUAAGAGUCUUGCAGCAGACGAAGAGAGGACUUCAACAACUCACAUCAAGAGUCAAGCUUGUAAUUAUGCGAAAGGGAAAUGGGUAGUGGACGAUCACCGUCCUUUGUACUCAGGAGCUCAUUGCAAACAGUGGCUUGCUUCAAUGUGGGCUUGCAGGUUGAUGCAACGUACAGACUUUGCCUUUGAAAGGUUAAGAUGGCAGCCUAAAGAUUGCUCUAUGGAAGAAUUUGAGGGUUCCAAGUUCUUGAAGAGGAUGAAGAACAAAACUCUAGCCUUUGUUGGAGACUCGUUGGGAAGGCAACAGUUCCAAUCUAUGAUGUGUAUGAUCACAGGAGGCAAAGAGAGGCCCGACGUCCUUGACGUGGGACCAGAGUUCGGCUUCAUUACUCCCGAAGGUGGAGCUCGUCCUGGUGGAUGGGCUUACAGAUUCCCGGAAACCAACACAACGGUCCUCUACCACUGGUCAUCUACGCUCUGCGACAUACAACCGAUCAACAUCUCCGACCCUUUAACCGAACACGCUAUGCAUCUCGAUCGCCCACCGGCGUUCUUACGCCAAUACCUUCACAAGAUCCACGUCUUGGUAAUGAACACAGGUCACCACUGGAACAGAGGGAAGCUCAACGGUAACAGAUGGGUGAUGCAUGUGAACGGCGUUCGCAACACCAACAAGAAACUAGCCGCUCUUGGGAACGCCAAGAACUUCACAAUCCACAGCACGGUUAGCUGGGUUAGCUCGCAGCUCCCUCUCCAUCCAGGUCUCAAGGCCUUCUACAGAAGCCUUUCGCCGAGGCAUUUUGUCGGCGGGGAAUGGAACACAGGAGGGAGCUGCAACAACACAACACCAAUGUCUAUCGGGAAAGAAGUUCUGCAAGAGGAGUCUAGAGAUUACAGCGCGGGUCAUGCAGUGAAAGGCACAGGGGUAAAGCUUUUGGACAUCGCAGCGUUAUCUCAUAUUAGAGACGAAGGUCACAUAUCCCGGUUUAGUAUCUCGGCUUCACCGGGAGUUCAGGAUUGCCUCCAUUGGUGCUUGCCCGGUGUUCCUGAUACGUGGAAUGAAAUCCUUUUUGCUAUGAUUUAA